Molecule: messenger RNA, 414 nt
Organism: Rhopalosiphum maidis (corn leaf aphid)
Lineage: Eukaryota; Metazoa; Arthropoda; Insecta; Hemiptera; Aphididae
Exons: 1
Coding region: 1-414 (137 amino acids)
Source: RefSeq, a predicted model, not a curated record
AUGGUAACCGGAGGCAAAGGCAUCCUCCCUCCUUUAAAAGUUGGUGACAAUGUGCUGGUGUCAAACCCGUCGGUGGAUCGAGGGCAAGGAGAUACAGCCAACCUUCUUGCAGUGAUUAUAGAAGAAAAAGAUGGCAAAUUUCGUAUCGGGACUAAAGAAGGGAUUUUAAGCACAUGGCUGGAGCGGAACAGUUUGGCAUCAACAAAGUACUGUUCCCUAACGACUGGAGACAUUCAACAAAAUGAAUAUUCAUUACGAGAAUUUGUUAGAUUGAGGUCAGUUGGGACCGGACAAAGUUAUCAACGUUGUACUUGUCGUACGAAUUGCACAUCUAAAACGUGCACAUGUAAAAAAAAUAUGAUGACGUGUAAUUCAGCGUGCCACCCAGGCCAUAAUACUUGUGAAAAUGUUUAA